AUGAUGUGGUGGGCAGUAUGGUGCAUUGCUGUGGCUGCGAUGGGAGCGUUCGCAGCGGCAGGACCUGCAGGUAGCGCACUCGCUCCAUUCUCCGCUAUUGACUGGGAACAAAUCGACCCAGCCCAGCCCGCCCUUGAAGACGAGAGCUUCAAUGGUGUGCCAUCGAUGGGCGGACGCUACACAGCUGCUGCCCCUUGGCUCUACCUGUUUGCUGAUGUUCCAAGGGAAACACAGGUUAAAGGUAAUGAGGCGAAGCGUUCUCGAAGUGCUUUCUCCGUGUACCCUGCCGUGGAAGUAUUGCAACAGGGAGCGUACAACAACUACCUGGAGAGGCUGGCGCAUGCCAACAGAGAUUUCCUCAACUGUGUCGGAAAACGAGACCCCUGGAACAGCCCGGACUGCAUGUUGAAGAAUUAA
Messenger RNA from Parnassius apollo (apollo), 417 nucleotides. Lineage: Eukaryota; Metazoa; Arthropoda; Insecta; Lepidoptera; Papilionidae. The record is from the annotation of a GenBank genome assembly.